UUCUCCUUCACCAAUCUUUCAUUGUCUCCUCGCGAUAACAGCUCCAGCAACGAGUCCACUUUACACGUCUUCCACCUUCUGCUACUGUCAAUAUUCGACAUGGGCAGUGAAGUCUUCGCUCGUGGCCGGCUUGGCGGCAAAAACUGCAUCGUCACCGGAGCAGCUGGCGGUAUCGGCCUGGAGACAUGCAUUCUCUUCGCCCGCGAAGGCGCCCGCGUCCUCAUGGCGGACAUUUCCCAGUCCGCACUCGACAGAUCCUCUGCCCGGCUGCGUGAGCUUGUUCCACAGGCCGAGAAGAUCGACACCAUCAUCUGUGACGUGUCCAAGGAGGCCCAGGUCGAAGCCAUGGUAGCCCGCGUGGACUCCUGGGGUGGCGUCGACGUUAUGUACAACAACGCCGGAAUUAUGCAUGCCGACGACGCGGAUGCCAUCGACACGCCCGACGGGAUCUGGGACCUCACCCAGGCCAUCAACGUCAAGGGCGUGUGGUACGGCAGCAAGCACGCCAUUCUCAGCUUGCGAAAGUUCAACAAGAAGAAGGGCAGCAUCAUCAACACUGCAUCUGUUGUUGCGCUCGUCGGUAGUGCUACUCCGCAGCUAGCAUACACAGCUAGCAAAGGAGCUGUGUUGGCUUUGACCCGAGAGUUGGCUAUCUGCCAUGCCCGUGAAGGCUUUCGCUUCAAUGCGCUCUGCCCAGCACCACUGAACACUCCCCUCCUCCAAGACUGGCUCGGCGACGACGAAGCCAAGCGCGCGCGCCGCACAGUUCACUUCCCAACCGGCCGCUUCGGCGAAGCCAUUGAGCAAGCCCAGGCCGUUCUCUUUCUUGCCAGCGACGAGAGCAGCUUCGUCAACGGCACCGACUUCGUCGUCGACGGAGGCAUGACCCGAUGCUACAUCACCCCUGAAGGCGCUCCGACCGAGCCUCCUCCGAACAACGCCCACUAAGCCGCGAUCGUCGCUCAUCAGUCACUUUCCGACUGCGGCUUUCACUGUCUUCGGACGAGGUCUCAACGAGAUACUAAUUUGAACCGGUUUGGCGUCAUGGCUGCGAACGAACGAACAAACGGACGGAUCCGAUACGAAACGGUUACCUUCACUAGACCGAGUCUUUUCCUAGUCACAUGACUUAGAAGCAGUCCAGGCUAGACUCUUUGCUUUAUUCACGAGAUGCACUGCACUGCAAUUGCUUGCUUGCUCCAUGGCGAUUCUGGAGUUCAUGGUUAUGUGUAAUAUAGAUAUCUAAUUCUCCAUCUGCAACGACCUCCCAACGCAGCCAUGCCUCAUGCAACCGUCCAACGCAUCAUACGAUCCACCACUACCAUCGCAUCCUCAUAUCCCAAGAAUGCCCCUCAACCCCCUGACUUUCAUCCUCAGAUCUCCAUACCCCAGCUUCACA
Messenger RNA from Mytilinidion resinicola, 1399 nucleotides. RefSeq names its product NAD(P)-binding protein. The transcript has 4 exons. Gene Ontology annotation, molecular function: oxidoreductase activity. NCBI's taxonomy places the organism in Eukaryota, Fungi, Ascomycota, Dothideomycetes, Mytilinidiales, Mytilinidiaceae. The record is from RefSeq and is a predicted model, not a curated record. Bases 100 to 948 code for a protein of 282 amino acids.